GACACGGUCAGUAAAGCAGUCAUGUCUUCUGCCUUCAUGUUGUUUUUAAGUCUGGUGGUGUAGUGCGCAUGCGUGUGCCCAAAAGCUACUACUGCCAUGCACAUGCAGUGAAAUCCCAUAACGUGAGGAGCAGAGCACACCAGAGCACACUACACUUGUUUAGUAGCUGUCUGGUUUCUCUCUGCACUCGUCGAUUAUUGUAUACCCAUGCGUUUUCUCAUGUUUAACAGCGGCACGUGAUUUUUUUGUAUUGCACAGCCUCUUGUGUGUGUGAACUUGAACAAACGAUGUCGGAGGAGGUUGGGGUGGUAACAACAACAACAGGGCGCGCUGCUGUCCCGUUAGCAUCGCACCGUGCUCCGGUACAUGUGUUUUAACCUCGUGCACCCGCCCGCGCCACCUGUCCUGUCCAGUCCUGUCCGGUUCGGUCCCGAGGCCCGCCGUGAUGGCCGAGGAGGACCCCCAGCAGCCGUCGGACCGCGGGGCGGGGAACGUGGUCGGCCUGCUCCCCGGGCUGCAGGGCGCUGAAGCCACGGCUCUGCAAAUCAGGAUCAAGAACUCCAUCUGCAAAUCUGUUCAAUCCAAAGUGGAAAACAUCCUGCAAGAAGUGGAGAAGUUCUCUGACAUUGAAAAACUCUACCUCUACCUUAAGUUGCCUUCUGGUCCCAGCAGUUGCGCUGAUAAAAGUGACCAGAGUGCCCUGUCGUCGAGCCGUACGCAGCAGAUGCAUGCCUUCAGUUGGAUCCGCAAUCAUUUAGAAGAGCAUCCAGAGACCUCUCUUCCAAAACAGGAGGUCUAUGAUGAGUACAAGAGCUUCUGUGACAAUCUCAACUACCACCCGCUGAGUGCUGCUGACUUUGGGAAAAUGAUGAAAAACGUCUUUCCAAACAUGAAGGCGCGUCGACUUGGCAUGCGAGGAAAAUCUAAAUAUUGUUAUAGUGGACUAAGGAAGCGGCCAUUUGUUCACGUGCCAUCACUACCCAGUCUGGAUUUACACAAACCAGGAGAUACAUGUGAUGUACUAGAGUCCCCGGGUCAAAUGAGCAGCAUAAAGGAAGAGGUGCGCUUUGCAGCCUGUGAUCUGGUGUGUGAGUGGGCCCAGAAGGUGCUGAAGCGGCAGUUUGACGCAGUGGAAGACUUGGCUCGCUUCCUGAUCAACAGCCACUACAUCAGCAACAAGUCUCUGGCAGCGCUCACCAUUAUGACCGGAGCAGCAACAGAGGCGAAGACGCCACAGUCCAUUUCAGCAUUCGUCCCCACUGCAGAAGCCCACACCUUCCAGCCUCAAGUGACGACUCUGUCUUCCCCGUCUGUCGAUGCAAAGCAGCAGCUCCAGAGGAAGAUCCAGAGGAAGCAACAGGAACAGAAACUGCACUCACCUUUACCUGGAGAGAACCAAAACCAGAGAGCAGAUGAGUGCGUGCCAUGCGGCAGCCCCGCACCUCCAUCGCCUCAGCCGACCAUCGGCAUUGUGGUGGCUGCUGUCCAGAGCCCCGUCACGGCACAGAGGAAUACACAGCUGAUAUCACAGAGUCCUGUGGCAACAGGGGAGAACAAAGUGCUUCCAGUUAAUUUCCAAAUGGUGACCCAGUCAGUUACACCAGUGAAGCAGUGCCCUAAAACCUCCCAGAACAUCCUCUCCAGUCCAGCAGGUAUAGCUCGGCAGCGCUACGCACAAAUCCUGCCUAAGCCUUUGGCCACAAGUGCGAUCACUUUGCGCUCGCCCUCGACCAUGAUCAUCGCCAACAGCCCCAUCAAGACUGUGAUGACGACAUGUCAUGUUAGUCCAGUCAGUUUGGUCAAGAUGACGCCCAUAUCACUUGCACCCAACAGCAGCAAUACCACAGCUUCUCUUACAAACACCACUCUGAGGCCAGCAUCUGCAGGCAUUAGCAGCUCUGCAACAUCAGAAGACAGCCACCCCAGUCAGACCAUGAGGAGUGCCUCCACUGUGCCCAUUCUGGCCCCAGUGGCCCAACCAGGGCAGGUUGCUAACACCCAAACCAUCGACGUUGAAAUGGAAGUUGAAGCUAUUCACCAGAACAGCCAAAGCAGUCUUGUUUCUACUCAAGGCAUGACAACAAAUAGGAUUGGAGGGGCUACACAGAGAGCUGCCAGUGUGCCCAUUCCCCAAACUAAAGGAUUCCUGGGUCUGGAGGAAACAUCCAACACUAAAUGCAAUGGAAAGUCAACUGUGGCAGUUGCCAUUACCAGCAAUAAUAACACUGAUAAUACAAGCACUUUGCACUUACAUCCAUCUACUAACAACAUCAGCACUGUUUCUUCACUGAACACAAGCAAAACACCUUUAUCUGGGGAAAACAGCAAUGUACCAUCAGUAAAGCAAGGCUUUUUGUCUACAAAGAGCUUCAGGAAACGCUCAGGCCUCAGCCCAGACCUUUCUCCCACCAAAAGAAUUUUUAUGUCACAGCAGACAUUAGAGGGUGCUGCUGAGUCGACAGCUACAGGGGUCACAGCUACAGUCAGUAUCAGACCAGGACCAGGAGCUCCAGCUAGACCUGAAAGUGCUCCAGCCAGCCGGGAGGUGGAGAUGAAAAUGAACUCUGCCUUGUCCACUCAAGUCCAUGCUCCACGUACUUCCUCUUUCAGGGCCUGUGGCUUUUACACUGUUGCCAAAACACCAAGUUUAAUGCAGAGGAAAAACACUUCUACUGUUAUGGAUAGUGGUACCUCACUUUGUCACACAAUAAUACAGCAGCAGCAUGGGCAAAUGAUGACUAACGUGCAGAAAAUACCCAGUAAUGCCAGCCUGUCAGGUGUGUGCAACACUUCAAACUCCACUACAAACAGUCAGAAUGGAGCUCAGCAGAUGUACAGUCAGUCAAACACUGCUACUGAACCCUUGGAUUUUCUGAAUCAAGCUUCAUCGACGACUCAGCUCGUCACACAGACAGAUAUCGACUACUUUUCCUUUGAUGAUGAUGUAACCCAGGACAGCAUUGUGGAGGAGUUGGUGCAGAUGGAGGAGCAGAUGAAACUUAACAACCUGCAGGAGUUUGGAAACUGUGUCACACUGCAGCGCCAACAGGCUGUGAUGCCAGACAACAUGAUGUCAAAUAAUCAGACCAUGACUGCUUUCUAUCACACUCCAAACAGCAGAAACGCAAUCCAAACUCCAACCCCAACACCAACACCUACACCUACUCCCACGUCAGAAAUCAUGGGAGGAGCCCAGGUCCUGACUGGUGAGAGCCCCUGCUCACGCAUGGCCUCCACAACCCCCGUGGAUAACACACUGGGAAGCAGCUGCCAUACCCCAGUCGGUACUCCGCACUCCAACUGCAGCAGCACUGUCCCUCCCAGUCCAGUCGAGUGCAGGAACCCAUUUGCGUUUACCCCCAUCAACUCCAGCAACACUGGUUUCCAUGACGGCAGCACUGUCUCCAGCAGUCCUGUUAAACCUAUGCAGAGACCCAUGGCCACACACCCAGACAAGACCAGACUGGAGUGGAUGAAUAACAGCUACAACAGCAGCAGUGGAAGUAUAAACAAAUCAAACAGUGGAAUGGGGAUUUUACCCAGUUACCAAGGCCUGAUAGAUGACCACUUUCAGAAACCUCACGCAUUUGCUGUUCCUCAUGCAAGACACCAUGACAGCCAUUUUGGCCGCUUGACUCCCAUCUCCCCAGUGCUGCAGCAGGUUGCCAGCAUGGCAAAUAUGAACAAACAGGAGGGCUUUGCCGUCCCGGCCCCACUGGAUAACAAAGCCAUCAGCAACACUGGUACAACUGGAACUUUCCGAUGCCGAAGUGUAAGCCCUGCUGUGCAUCAAAGAAACAUAAGUGGAAACGCAGGAAACAGUGCCCUCUCUAAUAUUCCCCGGUCUGUUGUGUCUCCCUUUAACUCUCCUGUGACACCUGAAGUGUUGAAUAUCUUUGCCAAUAGUCAGGCGAAUCUCGGGGUGAGCAGCAUGGCUCAGAGGAGCCGCUCAGUGCCGCUCAAUAUCAUGAUGCAAACAGAGGAAAUGCCCACUCAAGGACAACAGCGCAACAGCAAAAACAUUGCCAGUGUUCUUCUGAACAAGUUCGAAGUGGACCGUGAUGACACUGUGCGGGGUCUCGGGAUGAAUAAUAUACCAUCCAGUUACAGUGCACGCAUGAACCUCACUCAGAUCCUAGAGUCUGACCCCAACCUCAACAACCAGCUCAGCCUGAUGACCCCCGACUCCACCAGCACCUGCAACAUGCAAAGGCCAAGUUACCUAACUCAAAAUGCUCUUAAUGAACAAAUGAUUCUGUCUGCAGGUGACAGGUGUGCACAAGCAGGAUCUGGAGAGCCCCAUCCGCAGCAGACGAUGCUGCAGCAAGAAGAACUGCAGCAGCAUCAGCAGUUGGAUUUCAGCCGGACCGUCAAAGACCUCCUUGCAGAUAACAGCCUUACUGCUGGCAAUCAGCUCAUGGAACAGGUGUCGGAGCUAAAUACAGGGGGAGCAGAGUUCCCUUGUGAAAUCAGAAUGACAUCGGAGCUGUGCAGCAGCAUCAAUGACCUUAACGCAUUGGACACAAACCUUCUGUUCGACCCCACCCAGCAGCAGCAGGGGCAGUAUCAAAACGCUGCUCCAGAGGAGUUGGUUCACGACCCACUGUUUCAGCAAAUCACCAGCGAGACAGGACAUUCGGGUGGACUGGACUGGCUGGAAAGCAAAGAUCAUCCAACCGUUGGGCUGAUGGGUUGAGUUUUGUUUAGUCAUGUUGAUCAUGUUAGUUUGUGGUUGCUUUUUGUUGUAUUUAUUUUUGGGUAUUUAAGUUUUGUAUUGCAUCACAUGACAUGUGGGAUUUCGUCCAAUCUCAGUGCCAGGUUGAACUGAAAUGAUGCUGUAACACUCUGAUCGAAAUGCUGGUCGUUUCAUCAGAGAAUAGGGUAGAAUUAAUUAACUAGAACUAGUUAGUUUUCAAUAUCUUAAAUGUGUGAUUAAAAAAUGUUUUCAUAUCAGGGGUAUGGAUACCACUAUAAGUAGAAAAUUAGAAAUGAUCAGUAGCUAGAGCAAUAAUUCUGAACACCAUUGUAUUCAAAUCUUCAAAACAAUAAAAUAUAUUUAUUGAUCAAAAAUGUCACAAUGUAAUAAAAGUGAAGUCAGUUUGACUAUAUCGUAAAGGAUCAAACACUGAAUUAGAAAGCGAGGGCUGAACUUCUUAAUCACUUGUAGGAAAAGGGGAAAAAUAAAGAGCAACUCACACAAAAUAAAAUGAUUGCACUUUUUAGCACUUACAUGGCUUUAUUGGUAUCGUGCAAAGGACACUUUAAAUUGCAGGUGUGAAGUUUGACGUGAAAUUGACAAAACAGAUUAAGUAGUUGAAACUGGAAACAAACACAUUUUUAAUGUCAGUAGCAUCACAAACCUAAGCACUCAUGUAGCACUCAUACUGCACGGACAAUCAUUUAUGUUUUCUUUGUUUAAAUGAAAAAUGCACUGUUUUUUUGUUUUUUGGAUGAAUAAUCAGUAUUUUUAAAUGCCAGUCCUGGUAACAGUCAUUUAUGUUUAACAGCAAAUCAGUGACUUAAUGCAAAGAUCAGUGAUGAACAAAGUGAAAAGACUGCAACCACUGACUUAAAGGUUCUCCUGUUUACUUUCUGAGCCUUAUGUUGAUACCAAAGAUGAAGCUUUAAAUAUAACCUUCCAGUGAUAAUGUGCACUAAGAUCACAGCUGUUCACUUCAGUGAUGCAAACUAUGGAAACUGUUGGUUUGAUAAUAGCCAUAACAAACAUAUUCUGUCAUGUGAAAAAGAAAAAUAAGUUCAUCAGGAUAGUAUUAAGGAUGUCUUUGUUUACUGUUGUUGAUGCUUUUGUAAACCCAGCAGGUAAAUGAUGAGUUUCUCAUUAGCAUUAGAUCCCAGAAUCUGUUUGUACCAUAGACAUUAUUUCCAUACAGUCUAUGUACUUUUGCUCGUACUAACCUUCUUUACUGUACAUACUGGGGCGUCCGUGUUGUUUUGUUUUCCUGCUUUUUAUUUAUAGUGUGUUGUUUGUACAAAAUGUGUGAAAUUGUAAACCUUAUAAUAUAAAUUCAUUAUAACUGACUUGCACUGUUUUGUUCGGAAUGAUCCAGUAAAGUCACAUAAUUUAUAGCAUAAUUACGAUGUAAUAUAAAGUACUGCAACUCCAAAUAACAUACUGAAAAGUGUAAAAAGUAAUACAACCCUAAACAUUCAACUUGUUUGCAAAAAUAUUGUAUGAAAUGGAGUUUGACUCAUUGAUUUAAAUCUUCCCAGAGAAUAUUUGCACAUAAGGAUAU
This is a messenger RNA of Sphaeramia orbicularis (orbiculate cardinalfish), 6254 nucleotides long. RefSeq names its product DNA-binding protein RFX7-like. The coding region runs from base 446 to 4696 and encodes 1416 amino acids. Gene Ontology annotation, molecular function: RNA polymerase II cis-regulatory region sequence-specific DNA binding; DNA-binding transcription factor activity, RNA polymerase II-specific. The transcript is spliced from 9 exons. Lineage: Eukaryota; Metazoa; Chordata; Actinopteri; Kurtiformes; Apogonidae. The record is from RefSeq and is a predicted model, not a curated record. Gene Ontology annotation, biological process: regulation of transcription by RNA polymerase II.